AUGGAGAUGUUGACGAGGAAGUUUAUAUGUAGAUUCCAAAGGGUUUUUCGAAGGAAAAUGAAACACGUGUGUGCCGUCUCCGCAAAUCUCUUUAUGGCCUUAAACAGGCCUCUAGAAAUUGACGAUGUAAUUAUCGUUGGAAAUAAUUUUGAACAUAUUCAAAGAACAAAGACGCAACUGGACGAAGAAUUUAGCAUCAAGGAUCUUGGCCCCUUGAAGUAUUUCCUUGGAAUUGAGGUCGUAGAAACCUCGGAUGGCUUGAUCUUGAGUCAACGAAAGUACACGUUAGACAUUCUAAAGGAUAGUGGAAUGUUGGGAUGUCGCCCUAGCGCUUUUCCUUUUGAUCAAGGCACUAAGCUCGACAAAGGUGAAGAAGAGGCUCGUAUAGAUGCCACUCAAUAUCGGCGGCUAGUAGGGAGGCUGUUGUACUUACAAGCCACUAGACCCGAUAUCACAUACUCAGUUAAUGUUCUAAGCCAGUUUGUUGCGGAACCAAGACGCAAUCACAUGGAAGCUGCCAAUCGAGUUCUCCGGUAUUUGAAAGGCACAUCGGGUCAAGGAAUCCUUCUCCCUCGUGAAGGACCUUUAACUUUGACUGCUUAUUGUGACUCAGAUUGGCUUGGGUGCCCGUACACAAGACGUUCAAGAACCGGGUAUUUGCUUCUCUUGGGUGGUGGUGCUAUUUCUUGGAAAACAAAGAAACAAUCGGUUGUCUCCCGCUCCUUAGCUGAGGCGGAAUACAGAGCCAUGGCUUCCAUGGUUAGUGAGAUCCUUUGGGUGAGAUGGCUUCUCAAAGAUUUCCAAGUCAAUAUUACGGCUGCUACACCUUUGUUUUGUGACAACCAAGGUGCUCGUCACAUUGCAAACAAUCCUGUUUUUCAUGAGCGUACAAAGCAUGUUGAAAUGGACUGUUACUUUGUUCGUGAACGUGUGGAUUCGCAGGAAAUUGUUCCUAUGCAAAUUGAUAGUAAACUACAGAUCGCAGAUUUACUCACUAAGGGGCUCGGUACUCAACAACUUAAUUCACUUCUUGACAAGAUGGGCAUUAAGGAUCUACAUGCUCCAUCUUGA
Helianthus annuus (common sunflower) is the source of this 1071-nucleotide messenger RNA. RefSeq lists its product as uncharacterized. The record is from RefSeq and is a predicted model, not a curated record. NCBI's taxonomy places the organism in Eukaryota, Viridiplantae, Streptophyta, Magnoliopsida, Asterales, Asteraceae. The transcript has 2 exons. The coding region runs from base 1 to 1071 and encodes 356 amino acids.